CGAACCCACUCCCAGUAAUUUCAGUUGGCAACUAUUAUAAUGCGCAGCACAGAACUCGUAGCUGACCGGAGAGCAAGAAAGGCGAAAAAAUGGCAGAAGCCGGAAAUAGCGGCGGCGGCGCGAGGAAGAGAAAAAUGGCCGACAAGAAAGAUUCCGGCGGCGUCCGUAAGUCAGCACCAGAUUCAAUUUGGCCCGCCGUCAAACACAAGAAAAAUCUCCUAAUCAAUCGUCUCAAAGAUUCCGACCUCUUCACUGUGCCAGAAUUCUUGUCAGCAGCUGAAUCAAAUGCGUUCAUCAGAGUUGCAGAGUCGAUUGGAUUCGUUCAUCAGGGCAGUCUUGGUCCGACGAAGGGAGAAGCUUAUAGAGACAAUGACAGGAUCUCCGUGAACGAUCCUGUUCUAGCAAGCACGCUUUGGGAUUCUGGGCUUAGCAAAUUGUUCUCUGACAUCAAGAUUAGGGGCGAGCUUGCUGUUGGGUUGAACCCAAACAUCAGAUUCUACAGGUACAAGGCUGGUCAGCGAUUCGGGCGCCAUAUCUAUGAAAGUGUAGACAUUGGGGAAGGGAAGCGCACUUACUAUACUCUCUUGAUAUACUUGAGUGGUAGUUCUAAAGCCAAGGCUAAUAAGAGUGAGUUAGAUAGCCAGAAGGAUGCAUCCAUAGAGCCUCUAGUUGGUGGAGAGACUGUGUUCUAUGGCUGGAGGAACAAUGUAGUGGCCGAGGUAGCUCCUGCUGAAGGGAUGGCUCUGCUGCAUAUUCAUGGCGACAAAUGCAUGCUGCACGAAGCUAGGAAUGUGUCGAAAGGGAUCAAGUAUGUGUUUCGGUCUGAUGUGAUCUUUGCUUGAACUUUGGAACAUGAAAUGUAAGUCUUGUACUUGUACACGAAUAGAAUCAAUCGAUUGAUUGCUAAAUUUAUUUAGAGUAGGGUUACAAACUUGCAGGCUACGGCCUUAAGCUUCACAGGGCUCUCCAGGAUUGUAAGGUGUGUGAAAAUUGUUUACAAUAGAUCAGAAGGGAUGAAAGAAAUAUGAAAAACAAAU
Messenger RNA from Linum trigynum, 1037 nucleotides. The record is from the annotation of a GenBank genome assembly. Lineage: Eukaryota; Viridiplantae; Streptophyta; Magnoliopsida; Malpighiales; Linaceae.